AUGACCUCCAUCACCGAAGAGAAACGUAAUCGACCUCGUGAGUCCGUCAAGUUACUCUACGAUCAUGAAAUUACCAACGCUCCCGGCAUGUCCAUUGUUGGUCUGGAAGUUCACUAUGGGCCCAACGGCUGGACACCUCCUCACACCCACUCUGGAGCUACUGUUGUUGCAACAGUCACAAAAGGUCGUCUUCUGAGCGGGAUGAAUGGAAAUCCCCCCAAGGUGUACGGCGUCGGGGAGAGCUUCAGAGAGUUUCCUGGAUGCCAUCACACUGUCAGUGACAAUGCCAGUGACACAGAAGACUGUACUUUUGUUGCGGUUGUUAUUAUUGAGACAGAGGUUUUGAAGAAAGGGUAUCAAAUUUUGACUGUUCUUGAUGCUGGAUGGGAAUAG
Messenger RNA from Fusarium poae, 393 nucleotides. RefSeq lists its product as uncharacterized. The record is from RefSeq and is a predicted model, not a curated record. The transcript is spliced from 2 exons. The coding region runs from base 1 to 393 and encodes 130 amino acids. NCBI's taxonomy places the organism in Eukaryota, Fungi, Ascomycota, Sordariomycetes, Hypocreales, Nectriaceae.